UAAAAGAAUUAUAAUUUCACAACAUGAACUAAGUCGUUUACAAACGUUGCUUCAAAACAGUCCAAAAGUCGUAAAAUGAUCAAGCUGUUAUCAGCAAUUGUUUUGCUUCUUGUUGUAGAAGUAAACUUCAGUUUUGCAGGAAAAAAUGUCGUCUGCUACUACGGAACAUGGGCCAAUUACCGAACCGGAGCAGGAAAGUUUACCGUGGAAAACAUCGACCCCGCACUUUGCACUCACUUAAUUUAUUCGUUCUUUGGGCUCAACGCUGACGGUACAGUGGCCAUUCUAGAUGCGUGGCUCGAUCUACCGGAUAACUACGGUUUGAACGCCAUUGGUAGGCUAAACAAGCUAAAGACGCUGAAUCCGUCGCUGAAAACGUUGGCCGCGAUUGGUGGAUGGAACUGGGGCUCGGCCAAAUUCUCGACGGUCGCCAAAAGUGCCACGCUGCGCAGCAAAUUCGCCACUGAAGCGCGAGCAUUCUGUCUAAAGUACGGUUUUGAUGGAAUCGAUAUUGACUGGGAAUAUCCGGCGCAACGAGAUGGAGAUGCUUCGGUGGACAAGGCAAAUUUCGUGCUUAUGUUGAAAGAUUUGAACACUGAGUUGAAAAAGUAUGGACUCCUUUUGACGGUGGCCGUUGGAGCUGCUGAAGGUUCUGCUUCAAUUUCUUACGACAUUCCCCAGAUAUCGAACAACGUUGACUUUAUCAACCUGAUGGAGUACGAUUUUCAUAUGGCAUCGGACGGAAUCACCGGAAACAAUGCGCCAUUAUAUGCCGGGUCGGCAGAUGUUACCACGACGCAAAAGCAACUCAACGUUUUCAGCAGUGUGCAGUACUGGCUUAGCAAGGGAGCACCGGCGGACAAGCUGAAUCUGGGAAUGCCGUUGUAUGGCCGAACUUUCACGCUGGCGAGUGCAUCUAACAAUGGAGUUGGUGCUCCUGUUACCGGUGCUGGAGUUCAAGGACCUUACACACAAGAACCAGGUUUCAUGGGUUACAAUGAGAUUUGUGAACGCAAGCUGACUGGAACGUGGACCGAAGUGUUUGACAACGUGCAAAUGGUUCCCUACACUUACAGUGGCAAUCAAUGGGUUGGAUUUGAUAACGUUAAGAGCAUCACGGAAAAGUGUAACUUUAUCAAAACCAACGGUCUGGCGGGUGGAAUGUUCUGGUCGAUUGAAACCGAUGACUUUCUGGGGAAAUGUGGUCCGAAGUUUGGACUAAUUUCCACUUUGAAAUCUUGCCUUGGAACUAGCACAGGUUCGGGCUCAAGUGGAACGACAACUACGACAACAACCACGACAACGAAGCCGGUUACGAUUCCUCCGAGUACGACGACCACCACGAAGCAACCCGUUUUUACUACGACUACAAAAGCGACUACUUCCGGUAGUUUCACGUGUACAACGACGGGAUACUUCAGGGAUCCAGUAGACUGCUCCAAGUUUUACUACUGCCAAGGAACUUAUCGUUAUGAUUUUGUUUGCCCAGCUGGUUUAUACUUUGUACCUGCUACUGUUGUAUGUGACUGGCCACAGAACGUGAAAUGUCCAUGAGUGUGAAAAAUAUUUGAAUAUACAUACUAAAUCAUGAAAGCUAAUUCAAAUAAAUAAAAUAUAGCGAAAACCACAA
Messenger RNA from Culex pipiens pallens (northern house mosquito), 1630 nucleotides. Its product is annotated as probable endochitinase. Gene Ontology annotation, biological process: carbohydrate metabolic process; chitin catabolic process. Bases 76 to 1554 code for a protein of 492 amino acids. NCBI's taxonomy places the organism in Eukaryota, Metazoa, Arthropoda, Insecta, Diptera, Culicidae. The record is from RefSeq and is a predicted model, not a curated record. The transcript has 4 exons. Gene Ontology annotation, cellular component: extracellular region. Gene Ontology annotation, molecular function: chitin binding; chitinase activity.